Messenger RNA from Lagopus leucura (white-tailed ptarmigan), 1290 nucleotides. Its product is annotated as toll-like receptor 2 type-2. The transcript has a single exon. The record is from RefSeq and is a predicted model, not a curated record. NCBI's taxonomy places the organism in Eukaryota, Metazoa, Chordata, Aves, Galliformes, Phasianidae. The annotation marks the transcript as partial. Gene Ontology annotation, biological process: toll-like receptor signaling pathway; inflammatory response; immune response. Gene Ontology annotation, molecular function: protein binding; transmembrane signaling receptor activity; triacyl lipopeptide binding. Gene Ontology annotation, cellular component: membrane.
AAUUUUGGUGAGAUUCCAGAUGUGUGUGAAUGGCCUGCAAACCUGAAAUACCUGAAUCUCUCCAGCACUCAAAUUCCCAAAUUAACACGUUGCAUUCCCGCAACUCUUGAAGUGCUGGACGUUAGUGCUAACAACCUGCAGGAUUUUGGUCUGCAACUGCCAAAUCUGAAGGAGCUGUACCUGACAGAAAACCAUCUGAAGACCUUGCCCGAAGCUGCAGGCAUUCCUAACUUAGUGGCCAUGUCGAUCAGCAGAAACAAGCUCAACAGCUUCUCCAAGGAAGAGUUUGAGUCCUUCAAGCAAAUGGAGCUGCUGGAUGCCAGCGCCAACAACUUCAUUUGCUCGUGCGAAUUCCUCUCCUUCCUUCAGCGUGAGGCAGGGAUAACCCAGGCGCUUGUGGGGUGGCCAGAAAGCUACAUCUGCGACUCUCCGCUGGCGGUGCGAGGGGCACAGGUUGGGAGCGUGAGGCUGUCGCUGAUGGAGUGCCACCGGUCCUUCCUGGUGUCUUUGAUCUGCAUUCUGACGUUCCUGUUCAUCCUGAUCCUGGUGGUCAUUGGGUACAAGUACCAUGCGGUCUGGUACAUGAGAAUGACCUGGGCAUGGCUCCAAGCCAAGCGGAAGCCCAAGCGAGCCCCCGCGAAAGACGUCUGCUACGACGCCUUUGUCUCCUACAGUGAGAACGACUCCAACUGGGUGGAAAACAUCAUGGUGCAGCAGCUGGAGCAGGCGUGUCCACCCUUUAGGCUGUGCCUCCAUAAGCGGGACUUUGUGCCCGGGAAGUGGAUUGUGGACAACAUCAUCGACUCCAUCGAGAAGAGCCACAAGACGCUCUUUGUGCUGUCGGAGCACUUUGUGCAGAGCGAGUGGUGCAAGUACGAGCUGGAUUUCUCGCACUUUCGCCUCUUUGACGAGAACAACGACGCGGCGAUCCUCCUCCUGCUGGAGCCCAUUCAGAGCCAGGCGAUCCCCAAGAGGUUCUGCAAGCUGCGCAAGAUAAUGAACACCAAGACCUACCUGGAGUGGCCUCCUGAUGAAGAGCAACAGCAGAUGUUUUGGGAGAACUUGAAAGCAGCUCUCAAAGCCUAGAUAGGAUCAUUAAAAACUGAGUCCCUAGCCAUCCUCUUCUGGAUUUAUUUCCAUUGCCUUUUUGUGCCUUUAUCUAGCUGUAUCUAACAGAGGUCUGAGCUACUGUAAUUGCUGUUACAUGCUUUGAAAUUGUACUAUUCUUGUCUCUGUGAUCGUGACUUUUCUAAGCAUUUUAAUCAGCAUUCUUACCUAAAGCAGUUUUGU